AUGGAAAUGCCUAAAACAAAGCCACUCGAACGCGAAGAAUUCGGCUACACCAAAGCAAAAGGAAACAUUUACGGGCUUCCGCCCUCUACAAGCGAAGUCGAAGCUGGAAAGGUGUGUCCUCCAGAAAACCUGCGCGAAGAGUGCAGGCGAGGAGGUGGAGGUAUGCCAUUCAGCACGCAGUUCCCGGCCCCACAUCAUGUUGGAAUAAGGGCUUUCGGAGAUCAUCCGAACAUCUUGAACAACUAUAACCACGCAGGAACGGACGGAUGGGCGGAGGAAGAAGAGCAAGAAACUGGUGAAAGAGAGAUGUCCACUCAAGACCGCAUACUGUACUGUGCGAUGCAUGUACAGGAUUUUGGCUUAUCGGAGGCACAGAUAAAAUGGAAUGAGAAGUUGAUGAAAGUCCUUUAUGGAAGGGCAACCCCUAUUACGUACAAUGGACAUUUCGCUCCGUUUAACAACAAAGUCCUGGAGGCUUACGACAACAAAAGAUAUCUGUAUUGCUGCCAGUGCAACACGGAGUUGACAAAAGAGCAAACGGCAUGUGAAAAUCAGUCUUGCUCUAUAUUUGAGUCAGGUUUGAAGCUUCACGCCUACACACAGUUGAAAUAA
Molecule: messenger RNA, 612 nt
Organism: Cylicocyclus nassatus
Lineage: Eukaryota; Metazoa; Nematoda; Chromadorea; Rhabditida; Strongylidae
Source: the annotation of a GenBank genome assembly